GGCCGGGAGAGGCAUUCGGCAGGGAGCCCCGAGGACUCCGUCCGAGGCUCGGGUGUGCCGGGAAGUCCCUUGUGCUGCCACUCGCUUUGUGUCCUGGGACACCUCUGAAGUCCCCAGGCGCCGCUCCUCCCCGCGUCCCGGCCCAGAGACACCGAGGCGCGCAGGUAUCAGCCAGCGCCCGCUAAGUAUCCACUGUUCCAGCCGGACGCCGCCGGUACACCGCCCCACCGCCGGGUCGUGGACUUCCCAGUCCGGGCACACGCACCUGUCUCGAGAACCGCCCCUGGGAGCUUCCUUUCGGGUCCUCCGCGCCCAGACAUGCGGCCAGCUAAGCCAGGCGCCCCACUGUCCACGCUCCUCCUGCUCGUUCUGGUUUUGCCCCUGCCUGGGGCCUACGGGAGGCCCCGGAGUGGCAGGGGAGCAUAUGCCGCGGACCAAGAACCCAAGUCGUGGCUUUUCCUCCCCGCGGCCAGAGCCGGCCGGGCACCCAACGCCUCACGGAACACGGAAAUAUUCCCAAGAGAUUUGAACUUAAAAGACAAAUUCAUAAAACAUUUCACAGGGCCAGUCACAUUUUCAGCUGAAUGUAGCAAACAUUUCCAUCGACUCUAUCACAACACUAGGGAUUGUUCAACACCAGCUUAUUACAAGAGAUGUGCUAGAUUGCUAACAAGAUUAGCAGUGAGUCCCUUGUGCUCACAGACCUAGAAGACUUUCCCUAUGAGCAUUUCUUAAUAAUGUAAAUUUGAUUUGAAGAAAAAAGUGCUUG
Messenger RNA from Lutra lutra (Eurasian river otter), 769 nucleotides. RefSeq names its product ALK and LTK ligand 1 (gene ALKAL1). The transcript is spliced from 5 exons. Gene Ontology annotation, molecular function: receptor signaling protein tyrosine kinase activator activity; receptor tyrosine kinase binding. NCBI's taxonomy places the organism in Eukaryota, Metazoa, Chordata, Mammalia, Carnivora, Mustelidae. Gene Ontology annotation, biological process: positive regulation of ERK5 cascade; positive regulation of ERK1 and ERK2 cascade. The record is from RefSeq and is a predicted model, not a curated record. Bases 319 to 708 code for a protein of 129 amino acids.